Messenger RNA from Ipomoea triloba (trilobed morning glory), 1066 nucleotides. RefSeq names its product accelerated cell death 11. Gene Ontology annotation, cellular component: membrane; cytoplasm; cytosol. The transcript has 4 exons. The record is from RefSeq and is a predicted model, not a curated record. Gene Ontology annotation, molecular function: ceramide 1-phosphate binding; ceramide 1-phosphate transfer activity. The coding region runs from base 70 to 693 and encodes 207 amino acids. Gene Ontology annotation, biological process: intermembrane lipid transfer; ceramide transport. NCBI's taxonomy places the organism in Eukaryota, Viridiplantae, Streptophyta, Magnoliopsida, Solanales, Convolvulaceae.
AGUCUUUACUCUUUAGAGUUGAGAAGAGAAAAGAACAGACGAGACGAGAAAGAGCUUGGUGAUCCUUCAAUGGCGGACGAAGAAAAGCCAUUGAGGAAGAUGGCUGAGGCUUUUAAAAACCUAUCCAACUCCAUCAUCACUUCGCAAUCACCUGAAGAAGCUCAGCUAGAAGUCGGCGCAUUCUCUCGCGCCAGUUCACUCGUCUCCCCUCUCUUCCGCUGCCUCGGCAUCGCCUUCAAGUUCGCCGAGCUCGACUAUGUCGCCAAGGUUGAUGAUCUCGCAGAGGCAUCAAAGUCGAUUUCAACAUUAAGAGCAAUGAUGGACUUAGAUAUUGACAGAAAUUGUGUGAGAAGAGCUGGCAGUCAUACAAGGAAUCUGCUAAGAGUGAAGCGCGGGAUAGAUAUGGUUAAAGUUUUGUUUGAGCAAAUUCUGGCCACUGGAGGAAACUCUCUGAAGGAUCCAGCUUCAAAUGCGUAUGAGCAGGUGUUUGCUCCUUACCAUGGAUGGGUAAUAAGGAAAGCUGUAGCUGCAGGAAUGUAUGCUCUUCCCACCAAGGCACAGCUGUUAAACAAGCUCAAUGAAGAUGAAGCCUCUGCGAAGAUUCACAUGGAAUGUUAUGUUGCCUCGGCAGCUCCCAUCGUCACCUACAUUGACAAGCUUUUCAUUUCAAAAGAAUUGGGCAUAGACUGGUGAAUAUGGAAGAAAUACAGACUGAUCACAUCAUCAUCAAUCAGCUCAAUGUCUACUGCUCCGUAUUUAACUCUAUGUACACCUUGUGCAUUUGUUGUGUAGUAACUCAGAAUUAAUUAUUUCUAAAUUUAAUGCUGAAACUUUACACAAAGUUAACAACUUUGAAUCCCUCUACCAUCUAGCUUUGGAUAGACUAAGGUGGUUAUGUUUGUGUAGUUGAGGGACCAACAGUGACAAGCUUUAUUUUUUCUUAGUUCUGGAGAGAAUCCAUAAUAGUUGCUAACUUUGUUGAAGAGUGUUAGAGAGUUGGAACCAUAAAAGGAAAAUAUCCUUCUUUUUGUGUUUUAAGUCUUGGACUAAUAAAUGUGUUCUUGUA